AUGCUCGCGCACCCAAACGUCGUCCGCCUCCACGAGGUUGCUGCUAGCAAAACAAAGAUCUACAUGGUGCUUGAGUUUGUCAAUGGAGGAGAACUGUUUGACAGGAUUGCAAUGAAGGGAAAACUAUCCGAACGAGAAGGAAGAAGACUUUUUCAGCAGCUAAUUGAUGGCGUGAGCUAUUGCCAUGGAAAGGGUGUCUACCACAGAGACCUUAAGCCUGAAAACGUUCUGAUUGACCGAAAAGGCAACAUCAAGAUCUCUGAUUUUGGUCUAUGUGCUUUACCUCAACAUCUCGGGGAUAUUUUCAUUUCGUUGAAUUUAAAGUCUGCAACUUUUCAGAAGGAUGGAUUACUGCAUACAACCUGUGGUAGCCCCAACUAUAUUGCACCUGAGGUUCUGCAGAACAGAGGUUAUGACGGAUCACUGUCGGAUAUCUGGUCUUGUGGAGUAAUUCUUUACAUAAUGCUCAUAGGCCAGCUUCCGUUUGAUGACCGAAAUAUGGUUGUUCUUUAUCAGAAGAUUUUCAAGGGUGACGCUAAGAUCCCGGAGUGGCUUUCGCCUGGUGCACAAAAUAUUAUUAAGAGGAUUCUUGAACCAAAUCCGAUGAAGAGAAUCAACAUGGCAGAGAUCAAACAACACGAAUGGUUUCAGAAAGACUAUAUUCAUGUUGGUCCAUAUGAUGACGAUGAUGAAGAUGUACGGCUUGGUGCAAUUCUGCCUGUGAAACAGAAGCAAAUUAGUGAAGCACCUGGGGACAAGAGUACUCGUCAGAUGAACGCUUUUCAGCUGAUCGGAAUGGCAUCUUCCCUCGAUCUUUCUGGGUUUUUUGAGGAAGAGGGAGUGUCCCAGAGAAAGAUCAGGUUCACAUCAGCACUUCCACCGAAGGAUUUGUUCAACAAGAUUGAAGUAACGGCAACGCAAUCGGGGCUCCACGUUCAAAGAGUGCAUAGCAAGCUCAAAAUAACGGGCAAUUGCAAUGGAGCGAACAACCCUUUGCCAUUCUUAGUCUGUGUCGAGGUGUUUGAGCUCGGCCCCUCUCUGCAUGUUGUUGAGCUUAGGAAGUCCCACGGUGACCCUGCAGUGUACAGACAGCUCUGCGAUAGGAUCUCGGGUGACCUGGGGAUUGACAAGAUAUUCAGGAUGGAGCAGCUCUUUGACGACGAUCUCCCCAGCUUCGACAGCAGAGGCGCGACGCCACUGCAUGCCAUGCUUGACACAACUCAGUCUGCUAUGAGAAGCACUGAACAGGGAGCCUCGGUUGAUAUAGAUGGUGAGAAUAAUUCUGAUACAACUGCUCCUCCUGGUUUCCCUCACCCUGUUUACCUUCCUCAUGUGGAUCUGCAAGUCGAUGCAGUCUCAAAGGAGGAGGCUCUUCUAGGAAAGGAAGGAGCCUGUAUCUGGCAAAAAUAUUCCCCCCUGAUGUCGCUUGAAGCUACGUCGGUAUUUUCUCAAAGAGGAAAGGAUGAUGCAGCACAACAGCGGUAG
This is a messenger RNA of Triticum turgidum subsp. durum (durum wheat), 1485 nucleotides long. Lineage: Eukaryota; Viridiplantae; Streptophyta; Magnoliopsida; Poales; Poaceae. The record is from the annotation of a GenBank genome assembly.